AUAUGUUUGUUUCUUUUGCAGAAGAUAUGCAGCGAGUCUCUUUAAAGAGCGUGAGGAAUAUUGCUUCUUGGAGAGCAAAAUUCAAAGCUUGCCAGAAAUUAUUCGAAGUUCACAGAUCACAGAACUAGCGAAAAGUUAUUUUGCAUACAACGAGGAAUAUGAAGAAUUUGAGAGGGGCGUAGAAAAGCUCCCUAGCAUCAUGGAAAGACAAAAAUUUGAAAAAUUAGAUAUCCGUCAGGUGAUUCGCUAUCUUAGCAUUUGGACUGGUUUGGACUAUGGGACGCUAAUACACGUUUAUAGAGCUGAAGAAGACAAAUUGCUUUGGCCUACAAUGGAAAAACUUGCAGCCAUCAGGGCAAGGCAUCAAGAGUUUAAACUGGAUAAGUAUUUCCUGCAAGUAGAUUUAUUAAUCAAGGAAAUUGAGAAUAUCGUUGCUGAUAUUCCACGUAAUGAUACCAAAAAGAAUGACGUGACUCUUCUGAAGGGCAAAAAUAAUGUAACAACUGAAUUAAUUGAAGGAAGACAUGAAACAAGAACAGAUGAAUUGGUUGAAAAUCACUUAGGAAUUGAAUGUGUUCCUGUUGAUUUGGAUCUGAUACUUUAUAAAAACGGUGUCCUCUUUGACGGUGGAAUGUUUAAAUAUGAUUGGCUGGUUAACCUUAGAAAAGCCUUGAGAGGAGACCGACCUUUCAAGCCAGAAUAUAUGGAUAAAGAGCUGAGGUAUACUUUUCAAGAUCGCAUGGACGAGAGAUGCCCUGUUGGGAAAAUGCACUUCUAUCUUCGAGAUUUUUACACAAAUAUAUAUAACAAGGAAGACAGAAAAGCAGCAGAAGAAGCAGAAAAAGCAGCAAAAGUAGCAGCAGCAGCAGAAGCAGCAGAAGUAGCAAAAAUAGAUAAAAUAUUAAGAGAUGCAGUAGCAGAAGCAGGAAACGAGAUGGAAGUAGACAUUUGAUUGCCUUUUUUUUUCUCAAUCCCACUUUUAUUAAAACAAAGUUUGAAUAACAUCUAAAUCUCUUACUUUUUUAACAUUAUUUUUUCAUUGUAAUCAAUAGAGUUUAUAUAAAAUGAAUUAUUUACAAACUAAUAUAGAGGAUUAUUAUACCCUUUUACUCAUUUUAGCCAUGUGGCUGCGGUCAUGCUGGAGCACCACAUUUUACAAAGUAUUGUGUUGAAUCAAAAGCUUUGCAAUAUUUUAAUGCCUUAUUUGCUUUUUUCAUCGAGUUACAGCAAAGGCAGCCUAACAUUCAAAGUGGAGGCUAUCAUGCUGCACCAUCUGAAGCCACUUUUCUGCCAGUUCUUUGAUUCCAUGUUGAUACCAGUUCUUGUCUUUCAAGAUAAAGAAUUCCUUCAGUGAAGUUUCCUCCUAAUUUUGGUUGAUGAAGCAUUGUAAGCAGCAGGAGCCAUAGAGGGGAACAAGUAAUAAUCCAAGGGGGAUAGUUUUCUGUAACCCUGAGGGAGAUAGCUUAAGCACACACAUGUAGCCCUCAUGUGUUCAACUAAAUAAAUCUUUCACUAACACAUCCUGGGUCUCUGUUAAUUUUUUUGUGUAUAGCUUAACUAAAGCUAUACUAUAAAGAUUAAUAUUCAGCAUAACUUAUUCUCUCGGUAUAUUUCUUUACUUGCUUUCAAGUCCAGUCUACUUCUUCCUCUUUGUGCAAUAGAAGAAUCUUCCUGUUGUGAAAUAGCUGUAUGUGUUAACGGUUUGCAAGAUGCAUCACAGAGAUAAUAUCCUUACUCUUUUUUGUGGAUUAUUUUACACAAUAAAGUGAGCAUUUUUAGCAGAAUAUUCUAUGUUAAUAGAUGAAAGAUAGCAACACUAAUUUUUAUGUUUAAUUUCUAUUAUAAAUUCAUUUUUAAAGUACCAAUUAUUUCUGAAAUGACAAAAAAAAAAAAGUUAAAUUCAGAACUGUAUCAAAAUCAAAAAGAUAUGUAUUCCAUUUCGUUAUAGAUAAUUAAGGAGAAAUCUAAUUAGGGUGAAGGCCAGUUCUCCCAACAUUCUCUGAACACCAUAAUUAGAAGGGGCCUUGACAUGACUGGAGCUGGGUCUUAACUGUGGGGAUGGUAAAGCACUCCAGCAGAUUAACCCUCUUUCCAUACAAGGGAGUCAGACAUCUAAUCUGAGACAUGACAUGCUGCGACAAGCUCUUCAGCUCCAGUCUGCAAACUCACCUGAAAUGCAAAGGAGAGAAAAAUAAACAAAUACAGGAGCCUGGCCGGCUGCUAUCAGUUUGUGUUGCUUUUCUGUCAAAAUCUUGAGUGUCCUCAAACUUCACAUUGUCAGUUUCCAUAGCAGGGUCAGGAUGGCUGUAGCCAUCUGGAGGUGGACCCUGUGAAGUGCAGUAGCUGUUGUAGUGGUUGUCACUAGCCAUUCUUCACAGCAGCAUCUUUGUGGUCAUGACCAUGAGGUAUGGCUGGGUGUGCCCAUUGCUCCCACCCCACUGUCUUCUACUGCUUGAUCCCCACCCUCUUUCUUCAUUUUCUUUGUUACCUUGGUGAGAUGGUUGUGGGGUUUUUUUCUCGAUGAUUUGAUUUUUUUGUACUUUUAGUGUUAUUUUUCUUUUGUUCCUAUAAAAAUAUGUUGUUAAUAAAAAAGUUUACAUCAAUUAAAAAUACAAAUAAAAUUUUAAAAAAGCACCACAUGAA
This is a messenger RNA of Octopus bimaculoides (California two-spot octopus), 2643 nucleotides long. RefSeq lists its product as uncharacterized. The record is from RefSeq and is a predicted model, not a curated record. Lineage: Eukaryota; Metazoa; Mollusca; Cephalopoda; Octopoda; Octopodidae.